Opisthorchis viverrini is the source of this 3385-nucleotide messenger RNA. RefSeq lists its product as hypothetical. The record is from RefSeq and is a predicted model, not a curated record. Bases 386 to 3385 code for a protein of 999 amino acids. Gene Ontology annotation, biological process: microtubule cytoskeleton organization; mitotic cell cycle. NCBI's taxonomy places the organism in Eukaryota, Metazoa, Platyhelminthes, Trematoda, Opisthorchiida, Opisthorchiidae. Gene Ontology annotation, cellular component: microtubule; cytoplasm. The transcript is spliced from 2 exons. Gene Ontology annotation, molecular function: GTP binding; structural constituent of cytoskeleton.
GUGACAUACAGUGAACUUAUGUCAGCCUGAAGUCUUUUCCCUCACCCUAUCUCAUCUAAAAGGAAUCGGUUCAUUAUAUACUUGCACCUUCGAUCGGGACGGACACCUUGAUCGGUUCAGUGAAAAAUACCCCCAUAUAUAUUUAUAUAUAUAAUGGGUGGUGAGAUUGUAACCAUUCACCUUGGCCAAGCCGGUGUACAGAUAAGUCACGCAUUAUGGGAACUGGUUUGUGUGGAACAUGGAAUACAUGCAGACGGACGUAAAUCUGAGGAUGCCGCCAAUCAAGAAAACUUUGAAAUCGGCCGCGACUAUGUGUUUCGUGAGGUACUCAGGGAUAGAUAUGUGCCCAGGGCACUCCUCGUUGACCUUGAACCAUCGGUAGUCGAUGAACGAAGUGACGGACCGUUUACGAAUUCUUGUGGAGCAGUGUGAUAAUAUGUCUUGCUUCAAACUUUUGUAUUCCGCAAACGGAGGCACUGGUUCGGGGUUGACCAGUGCUUUGUGCGAACGCCUCUCAGACGAGUAUGGGAAGAAACACAAGUUCGCCACCACUGUUUAUCCAUCCCCGGGAUAUUCCGAACUCAUGGUCGAGCCUUACAACGCCUUGCUUCAUUCUUCAACCAACUUGACCUUUUGCGACUGUGUCAUCAUCACUGACAACGAAGCAAUGCUGAACGUAGUCGAAGACAGCCUGAGAAUGCGACACGCUGGAUUCACUCUGCCCAAUCGUGUCAUUGCUAACGCAAUCGCGACGCAGUUUCUAUCGCACCGCUACAAGUUUAUCGGUCAACAGCAUUCUCACGUGGAUGAACUACUGAUCAAUUUGAUUCCAUACCCACGGAUUCAUUUUCCUAUGGUGGCUUUUGCACCAUUCUUGGGUGCUGACUGCCAACCGUUUGAAAGGUACUCCGCGGUCGAGCUUGUCCGCUCAGCGUUUUACGAUACCAAUCAGCUACUAAGUGUUUCCGCCGUCAAACGGGCUUACAUAUCUUGUGCUCUACUGUUCAGAGGUUCCAUCACACCAAUUGAAGCAAUCAAUGCUGUGUCAGCUUUAAAGGGUGACCGUAUGAGUCGUGCUCGCUUUGUCGACUGGUGUCCAACCGGAUUCAAAAUUGGCGUGAAUUUUGCCCCUCCUAUUCAACCAAACACAAUGCAGACAAUCUCCUUGAGAAAUAACAGUUUGAGUAUGAUUGCAGGAAACCUUGCCAUCCGCGAUGUUUGGACAGGGGUCGGACGCAGAUUUGAUCAACUUUACGAGAAACGAGCAUAUGUACAUUGGUAUGUGGCUGAGGGAAUGGAAGAAGGAGAGUUCACUUUGGCGAGAGAAGUAAUUCAACAAUUAGUUGAGGACUAUGAAGCCAUUGCCAAAGAUGCUGAAGGAGCAGUCUACGAUAGAUCAGUGAACCAUUCGCAUAAUCAGAGCGCUGAAUCAAUGGUUCGUAUUGCUCCAGCUGGAAAGCGAGCCCUUCAGCAUACAAACGACGUUAACUUGAAUCAAGUGACCACCCUGGAUGACCCAAACAGUCUGCGGACUUUAGAAAAUAACGAAGAAAAUAUAUCGCUUGAUACCAAUCAGCAUCACUUGGAUUCCUUCAAUGGGGAUGGAUUUCGUGUACCACGUCUUCGGGGUACACACUUCGAUGAGGAUGGGCAGCGUUUUGACUGGGCACAGCGAACUCGGCAUCAAAAAAGGUUUGAUCCCACGUCUAGAGUUCAUCCGUCCUGGAAACGCCGUCUGCGGUUCCCAGAGAUGUCACAGCCACGCCAUCCUCAACCUCAACCUCCCAUAUCAAAUCAACAACAGUAUAAUAGAAAACAGGCGACACAACAGACUUCCCCAGUGGAAAAUUUUGGUCUCGAAAAAAACCAACAGAGUUCUAACGCCCUAUCGGAACCACCGUUUCCGCUGUACGGGACAAACUGUUCUGCUGCUGUUUUCCAGUCAACUCGGGGCCAUACGGUCGAAGAACCAUUCUGUUCGAAACGAACAGGUUCACAGGUCAGAGCACAACCGCCACCAUCUGCUGGAAUUGGAUGUCAACAGAUGAAUGGCACGUCGUGCCUGCCGCAGUCUUCUAAAACUCGUGCCGACAUUGAUUAUGGGUUGACGCAGUAUUUAAGGGAAGGAUCAGGGAUACCCAGAUUUUCUGGUCGUGCUUAUGCCAAAGAGAUGCUCCGCAAAGUUAAUCUAUAUCAGAGCGGCGACGAUCAAGUUAGUCAGAUUAGCAGUGUAUUAUCAGACUGUCGCAAUCCGAGUAAUGCCUGUCUGAGUUCCUCUGGGCAACCGCUUUUGCAUCGAGUCGGGUCUGAUCAUGGCUUGGGGUCAAACCACGACAAUGAGUCUGAAAACUCUGAUAAUUCGACUGUUUGUAUAACUCAAUCGAUGAAUCAGCUCUCAGCUGUGGCGGUCGAAUCAGAAGCAAUCAGCUCACCAUCAAAUCAGGGGAACUCCGCUGCUACUGCAGGUUGUAUUAAUCGCGUUGCCCAUGGUGGUAGUCUGGAGAGCAUACCAGAAGUGAGAAAUAGCUCAGACCAUAGUUACCUUACCUCUCCAGGUGAGCAACUCCCGCAAAUAUCCCAAGGAUCAGACAGCCCACCACAAAUUACCCCACUAAAGUCGUCCAUAGGUUUUCUUUCGCAAACCACUGAUCCACUUUCGACAACCCAGUUGUCCAGAACAGAAGCACAAUCAAAUGCCUGUUAUUCACAAGGACAUCGACACCGAAAACUACACAGGCGAGAUCGGCAUCGGAUGCAUCACUGUACGGCCACAGUAAACCCGCAUCACAGGAGUUGUUCACGUGAAUUCAAGGCAGAUCACAACUCUUCUGUGUAUAGCGGUCGAACGGAAUUGAACCAAUUCUCCAAGAAGAGUUAUGAAUAUAGCCACCCAGCGAGUCAGUCAACAUCAGGCAACCUAACAGCAAUCAACAAAGUUUCUAUAGAGGAGCAGAGAUCAGAUAGUGUUUGCCCAUCAACGACUAGAGUCGUGAGUGUCCAAGAUACUCCGAAUAUCAGCUUGGAGCAAGGUCCACGAGGACAUGCUGCUAGCCCGAAUCCACGAUAUCAAAUGCGGUUGAACUCUCUAAAUAACUGGCCUAAAUCCAACACUGAAAGUGGUACAAGCCUCGGCGGUAAACAGACAUCGGUUGAGAUGAAACCACGCGAUUCAAUGAAGAACACUGUUAAGGACAAGGAAGCAUAUGUGACGAAAAAUAACUCCACUGCGAGCACAAGGUCCUGUACACGUGAAUCCGAACAUCAUGAAGUUGUACGGCUCCAUGUACCUUUAGAAAGAAUAGAACCUGACGAGGAAGCCAUUCAAACGAAAUUUCGCUCUACUGCAGUAAUAACUGUGAGGAAAGCAACGAACGUCGGUUCCUAG